UCAGUUAACGCCCCUUUAACACAAAUAAAGUCACAGGUUAUAUGACUGUGCAUUUUUUGCCCCUCCAAAUAAAAGAAGAAAGUCACCUACUGGGAUAGAGAGCUGGUCCUGUCAAUUACAUUUGAAAAUGGCGAUUGAGAACGUGCUCCCGGCCAACUUUGGCUAUGCGAUCUUUACAUAUCUGUACAGUUUUGGCAUGUUGUCGUAUCUCGCGAUCAAAGUUGGUGGUGCAAGGAAGACGUAUAACAUAAUGUAUCCCACCAUGUACAGCGAUAAGGAGCCAGUGUUCAACUGUAUCCAGAGAGCCCAUCAGAACACACUGGAGGUGUAUCCACAAUGGCUGGUCUUCCAGACCAUUGCUGCAUUAGAGUAUCCUAUUGCUGCCUCUGUGUUAGGGGUUAUCUGGGUGACAAGUAGACUCUCUUAUGCCUGGGGUUACUCCACUGGCGAUCCUAAAAAGAGGAUGCAGGGUGCAUAUGGAUACAUCGGACUGUUUGGAGUCAUUCUGCUCUCCAUCUCUGUGGCUCUCAAGCUGCUUGGAGUCCUUUAAGGGAAACCUGACACAUAAUGCAGCCUUUAAACUUUCCUUUUCAUUAAAAAAAUUGUACUUUCUUUUUUUAAUUACAUUUGUUCUGUUGUGUACUUUGACAUAUAGUUGAAUAUGGAAUCACAUUUUUAAUUAGCUGUUUGUAGACCUUUAUAUACAUAUUCUGUGCUGUAUUUCUUGGACCAUUUUGAAAUAUGAAUAAAUUCAGACAUAUUAAUAAUUAAAUGAA
Messenger RNA from Xyrauchen texanus (razorback sucker), 776 nucleotides. Its product is annotated as microsomal glutathione S-transferase 3-like. The coding region runs from base 128 to 550 and encodes 140 amino acids. Gene Ontology annotation, molecular function: glutathione peroxidase activity; glutathione transferase activity. Lineage: Eukaryota; Metazoa; Chordata; Actinopteri; Cypriniformes; Catostomidae. The transcript has 4 exons. Gene Ontology annotation, cellular component: membrane; endoplasmic reticulum; nuclear envelope. The record is from RefSeq and is a predicted model, not a curated record.